Molecule: messenger RNA, 984 nt
Organism: Zingiber officinale
Lineage: Eukaryota; Viridiplantae; Streptophyta; Magnoliopsida; Zingiberales; Zingiberaceae
Product: zinc finger MYM-type protein 1-like
Exons: 1
Coding region: 1-984 (327 amino acids)
Source: RefSeq, a predicted model, not a curated record
AUGCAUAGAUUUUUUAAAAGAAAAGCUCUAGAACCAGAAGAACAAAAUACUGGAAAUGUUACAGUUGGAGAAUUUGAUUUUUCACAACUACCAGCAGAUCCUGGACAAAGGAUUCCCAUUUGUUCUUAUAAUGCUAACAUUAGAGAUCAAGUUCGAAGGAUAUAUUUACAAAAAGGCCCAUGUCAACCUUCAGGUUAUGAAUUCCCAAAACAAAAAUUUGGAGUAAGCCAAUUUAGACGGUUCAAUCCUUCAUGGUUUAAAGAAUUUGGCGAUUGGUUGGAAUAUAGUAUAGAAAAAGAUGCAGCGUAUUGUUUGUAUUGUUGUCUUUUCAAGACAACUAAGGGAAAACAAGCAGGAGGAGAGACUUUUGUUAGUGAAGGAUUCACAAAUUGGAAGAGUAAAGAUAGAUUAAAUAUUCAUGUUGGCCAACAUGAUAGUGAACAUCAUAAAGCUCGAAUGAAUUGUGAAGCUUUGAUGAAUCAAGAUGAGCACAUCCAAUCAAUUUUGCACAAACAGUCAAAGCAAGUGCGAAGUGAUUAUCGUAUCCGUCUCACUGCUUCGAUUGAUUGUAUUAGAGUUCUGUUGCGACAAGGGAAUUCAUUUCGGGGUCAUGAUGAGACUGAAGGUUCUCUUAAUCCGGGUAACUUUCUUAUUCAACUGGAGUUUUUAGGUGCUCAUAAUAAAGAGAUUAAUGAUGUGAUAUUGAAAAAUGCUCCUAAAAAUUGCAAGUUAACAUCACCGGAUAUUCAGAAGGAUAUAGUAAGGGCUUGUGCAACUGAAACAAUUAAUGUUAUUAUCAAAGAUAUUGGUAAUUCACUAUUCUCUAUUUUAGUUGAUGAAUCUCGUGAUGUGUCAAUGAAGGAGCAAAUGUCAGUUGUUUUGCGCUAUGUUGAUAGUAGUGGGCAUAUAAAUGAGCGUUUUAUUGAAAUUGAACAUGUUACUAGUACUACAGCAUUCUCACUUAAAGCUGCUAUUGAUCGCUAA